Diachasmimorpha longicaudata is the source of this 733-nucleotide messenger RNA. RefSeq lists its product as uncharacterized. Gene Ontology annotation, cellular component: membrane. The transcript is spliced from 3 exons. Bases 21 to 620 code for a protein of 199 amino acids. Lineage: Eukaryota; Metazoa; Arthropoda; Insecta; Hymenoptera; Braconidae. The record is from RefSeq and is a predicted model, not a curated record.
GCGGUCAGUCUUUGUCGAAGAUGCUUCGACGGCUCUUCAUUAUUGUGCUCAUUACCAUUGGACUCGAUGUCGUUGUUAACACGGCUGAGCCAGUGUAUCGACGUUAUCCGAGAUCAUUGAUCGAUGAUAAUACAGUGACGAUUGAUUGUGCUGGCAGUCAUGGAGAGUCGCCAGAGUGUCGUUCGAAAAUAUCGGAAAAAAAUCGUACUUCGGUGAUUGGAGAGCAUGAUCCUGGGCAAAUUGAGGGAGAGAAGUCGUGGAAUUUCGCGGAUUUCUUUGAUGACAGUAUCGGCGAUGAAGCUCGUGGCAAGAAGGGGAAGAAGAAGGGCAUGGGAAAGUACUUUAUCGUCAUGGCUGGAGCGGCGAAAGCCACGCUGAUGUAUGUUAUGCUACACGCUGUUGCUCUUCUUGCUGGCAAAGCUCUGAUCGUUGCCAAAGUAGCUCUGGCAUUGGCUGCUGCUGUCGCUUUGAAGAAAGCCCUUGAACAUAACGACAAGACAUCAGUGGAGAUAAUAAAACAUCCUCAGCACAGCUACCACCAGACCCACAGCUCUAGCGUCGAUUAUGAUCACGGUGGUGGUGGAUAUGAAGGACAUCGACGCAGAAGAUUUGCACGAUGAUAAUUACUCGAUAAAUAAUCCGAGCACUGUACUGUACAAUUGUUGUAUCUCCAUCUUAAUUUACUAUUAUUUAUUUACGUAUACGAUUAAAUAAAAAAAUAUCCGAAUUUCAA